Fulmarus glacialis (Northern fulmar) is the source of this 1731-nucleotide messenger RNA. Its product is annotated as dyslexia-associated protein KIAA0319-like. The transcript is spliced from 9 exons. Gene Ontology annotation, cellular component: cytoplasmic vesicle; plasma membrane. The record is from RefSeq and is a predicted model, not a curated record. Gene Ontology annotation, biological process: neuron migration; negative regulation of dendrite development. The annotation marks the transcript as partial. NCBI's taxonomy places the organism in Eukaryota, Metazoa, Chordata, Aves, Procellariiformes, Procellariidae.
AUGGCAUUUGGACUUGGUGUUCUCUGCCUGUUACUAUGGGCAAUAACAGGUUCCAGUUGUGAGCAGUGCAGAGAAGGAGCCACGUACUCAGGUGCAGUAAUAUCUCCCAACUUAGAAAACACUAAAAUUAUGCGAGUUCCUCAUGCUAUAUCAGUGUCUGACUGCAUCGCAGCAUGUUGUGACCUCUCUGGUUGUGACUUGUCCUGGAUGUUUGAACGACGUUGUUACAUUGUGAACUGCCAACACAAAGAGAAUUGUGAACCUAAAAAAAUUGAAACUGUAAAGUCCUAUCUUACUUUUGUGCUGAGGCCUUCUCAGAGGCCAGCCUCGCUGCUAGGAUUUGGGCAAGUGAUCCCAAGCAUGGUCCACUCUGUGGGACUCCAGAAUGAGCCGUCUGAGGAAGUGAGUAGCCUGAAGGAGCUGUCUCUGCUUGCCAAAGAUCCCAGCCUUGAGGAGAUACCUGAAUACAUUGAUGACUAUAAAGAGUUGGAGCAAGACCCCUUUCACGUGAGCAUCAAACAUGAGCAGAAGGAGAGCACGGAUUAUGCUGACUGGGGCCUGAUGGUGGCAGGUGAAAAUGGCUUCAACUCUUCCAUGGGUGAUGAUGGAGAAAACCAGGAAGACUUUACUGAAAAGAAAGGGGAGGCUGGGAAGGUGGAAAGCCUUCUGAAUAAAACCAGCUCUGAAUUGAACUCUGUCACUGAAGACUCCAUAGAGAGGUUGUCAUCUCUUCCAGAGAUCACACCAUUCCCCGGGAAGACAUUUGAAAGUGAAGCAGCUGAUGAUGCUUUGCAAAAAGAGGCUGCCACGCCUUCCCCUUCUUCAGACAAACUGGAUUUCUCCCCCGGUGUGUCAGAGAAAACCCAGAAUCCCACAGUGGCCCCAGAGAAUGUCACUGAAGGUGGGAUCAUGCUACUUCCCCCUCAUACUGUGCCAUCUGAGCCCAUGCAGCAAUUCACACCACCUGCUACUGCUGCUAAAGCAGAUACAGUAAAAGAACUUAUUGUGUCUGCUGGAGAUAACAUACAUGUGAUGCUACCCAAAAAUGAGGUUGAACUGAAUGCCUUUGUUGUCCCGUCACCGCCUACAGAAGCAGCCUACACCUACGAGUGGAGCUUAAUCAGUCAUCCUCCUGACUAUGGUGGUGAAAUGGAGCGCAGGCACAGCCAGACCUUGAAGCUCUCUCAUUUAUCGGUGGGACUUUAUGCCUUCAAAGUGACGGUUUCUGGUGAAAAUGCCUUUGGUGAAGGUUUUGUAAAUGUCACGGUCAAACCAGCAGUCAGAGUUAACCAGCCGCCUGUUGCCAUUGCUUCACCCGAAGUACAAGAACUUUCUUUGCCUACAACUUCUACCUUCAUUGAUGGCAGUCAAAGUAUAGAUGAUAUGAAGAUAGUGAGUUACCACUGGGAGGAAAUUAAAGGUCCUUUGCGAGAGCAGAAGGCAUCUGCUGACACACCUGUCUUGCACUUGUCUAACCUUGUUCCUGGAAACUACACUUUCAGACUCACAGUGAUUGAUUCAGAUGGAGCAGCCAACUCCACCAUUGCUUCUCUGACUGUCAACAAACCAGUGGAUUACCCACCUAUUGCCAAUGCAGGACCUAAUCAGGCAGUCACCUUGCCCCAGAACUUCAUCACGCUGAAUGGAAACCAGAGCAGCGAUGACCAUGAAAUUGUCAGCUAUGAGUGGUCGCUCAGUCCCAAAAGCAAAGGCAAGGUUGUAGCAAUGCAG